Sphenostylis stenocarpa is the source of this 369-nucleotide messenger RNA. NCBI's taxonomy places the organism in Eukaryota, Viridiplantae, Streptophyta, Magnoliopsida, Fabales, Fabaceae. The record is from the annotation of a GenBank genome assembly.
AUGUCCAUCAAGUCUAACAUCAAGUCCUUGAAUGUUCAACACCCAAAUCGAGCGAGAGAACGUGAAAACAGUGAGAACCUUAAUCCCCCACUGCCGCAGAGCCUCACCAUUCUCUUCAGCGACUGCAGCCCUACCUGGUGCCCCACUGACGACCUUCAACUUCGCCCACCUCCCGUUCCCGUCCAUAAUCACCGCGACGUGCUUCGGAAUCAGCUCCGCGGCCAGAUCAAUCGACAGCGGUCCUGGCAGCUCUCGGUCGAGCGACACGUGUCUGCGCCAUUCGUGGAGGAUUCAGAAAUGGGUGAGAGGUCUACGACUAGGAUUUAUGGAACGUUUGGGAAUGGACGGUGGGAUGUAGAAAGCGCGUGA